CCUGCGCCCGCGCCCGCGCCGACACUUUCAGCCCCGAGCCGCGGCCGCUCAGGUCGGACCCACGCGCAGCGGCCGGAGAUGCAGCGGGGCGCCGGGCUGUGCCUGCGACUGUGGCUCUGCCUGGGGCUCCUAGACGGCCUGGUGAGUGGCUACUCCAUGACCCCCCCAACCUUGAACAUCACAGAGGAGUCACACGUCGUUGACACCGGUGACAGCCUGUCCAUCUCCUGCAGGGGACAGCACCCCCUGGAGUGGGCCUGGCCAGGAGCCCAGGAGGCACCAGCCCCUGGGGACAAGGACAGCGAGGACACGGGGGUGGUGCGAGACUGUGAGGGCACAGAUGCCAGGCCCUACUGCAAGGUGUUGCUGCUGCGUGAGGUGCACGCCAACGACACAGGCAGCUACGUCUGCUACUACAAGUACAUCAAGGCCCGCAUCGAGGGCACCACGGCCGCCAGCUCCUACGUGUUUGUGAGAGACUUCGAGCAGCCAUUCAUCAACAAGCCUGACACGCUCCUGGUCAACAGGAAAGACGCCAUGUGGGUGCCCUGUCUGGUGUCCAUCCCUGGCCUCAACGUCACGCUGCGCUCGCAAAGCUCGGUGCUGUGGCCAGACGGGCAGGAGGUGGUGUGGGACGACCGGCGGGGCAUGCGGGUGUCCACGCCGCUGCUGCGCGAGGCCCUGUACCUGCAGUGCGAGACCACCUGGGGGGACCAGGACUUCCUUUCCAACCCCUUCCUCGUGCACAUCACAGGCAACGAGCUCUAUGACAUCCAGCUGUUGCCCAAGAAGUCGCUGGAGCUGCUGGUAGGGGAGAAGCUGGUCCUGAACUGCACCGUGUGGGCUGAGUUCAACUCGGGUGUCACCUUCGACUGGGACUACCCAGGGAAGCAGGCAGAGCGGGGUAAGUGGGUGCCCGAGCGACGCUCCCAGCAGACCCACACAGAGCUCUCCAGCAUCCUGACCAUCCACAACGUCAGCCAGCACGACCUGGGCUCGUACGUGUGCGAGGCCAACAACGGCAUCCAGCGGUUUCGGGAGAGCACCGAGGUCAUUGUGCAUGAAAAGCCCUUCAUCAGCGUCGAGUGGCUUAAAGGACCCAUCCUGGAGGCCACGGCAGGAGACGAGCUGGUGAAGCUGCCUGUGAAGCUGGCGGCGUACCCUCCACCCGAGUUCCAAUGGUACAAGGAUGGAAAGGCACUGUCCGGGCGCCACAGUCCACAUGCCCUAGUGCUCAAGGAGGUGACAGAGGCCAGCACGGGCAUCUACACCCUCGCCUUGUGGAACUCCGCUGCUGGCCUCAGACGCAACAUCAGCCUGGAGCUGGUGGUGAAUGUGCCCCCCCACAUACACGAGAAGGAGGCCUCCUCCCCCAGCAUCUACUCGCGCCACAGCCGCCAGGCCCUCACCUGCACGGCCUAUGGUGUGCCCCUGCCCCUCAGCAUCCAUUGGCACUGGCGGCCCUGGACACCCUGCAAGAUGUUUGCCCAGCGUAGUCUCCGGCGGCGGCAGCAGCGAGACCUCAUGCCACGGUGCCGCGACUGGAGGGCAGUGACCACGCAGGACGCUGUGAACCCCAUCGAGAGCCUGGAUACCUGGACCGAGUUUGUGGAGGGGAAGAAUAAGACCGUGAGCAAGCUGGUGAUCCAGAAUGCCAACGUGUCCGCCAUGUACAAGUGUGUGGUCUCCAACAAGGUGGGCCAGGAUGAGCGGCUCAUCUACUUCUAUGUGACCACCAUCCCCGACGGCUUCAGCAUCGAAUCCAAGCCAUCCGAGGAGCUACUAGAGGGCCAGCCCGUGCUCCUGAGCUGCCAAGCGGACAGCUACAAGUACGAGCAUCUGCGCUGGUACCGCCUCAACCUGUCCACGCUGCACGAUGCGCACGGGAACCCGCUGCUGCUGGACUGCAAGAACGUGCAUCUGUUCGCCACCCCUCUGGCCGCCAGCCUGGAGGAGGUGGCGCCUGGGGCGCGCCACGCCACGCUCAGCCUGAGUAUCCCCCGCGUCGCGCCCGAGCAUGAGGGCCACUAUGUGUGCGAAGUGCAAGACCGGCGCAGCCAUGACAAGCACUGCCAUAAGAAGUACCUGUCGGUGCAGGCCCUGGAAGCCCCUCGGCUCACGCAGAACUUGACCGACCUCCUGGUGAACGUAAGCGACUCCCUGGAGAUGCAGUGCUUGGUGGCUGGAGCGCACGCGCCCAGCAUCGUGUGGUACAAAGACGAGAGGCUGCUGGAGGAAAAGUCUGGAGUCGACUUGGCGGACUCCAACCAGAAGCUGAGCAUCCAGCGCGUGCGCGAGGAGGAUGCGGGACGCUAUCUGUGCAGCGUGUGCAACGCCAAGGGCUGCGUCAACUCCUCCGCCAGCGUGGCCGUGGAAGGCUCUGAAGAUAAGGGCAGCAUGGAGAUCGUGAUCCUUGUCGGUACCGGGGUCAUCGCUGUCUUCUUCUGGGUCCUCCUCCUCCUCAUCUUCUGUAACAUGAGGAGGCCGGCCCACGCAGACAUCAAGACGGGCUACCUGUCCAUCAUCAUGGACCCCGGGGAGGUGCCUCUGGAGGAGCAAUGCGAAUACCUGUCCUACGACGCCAGCCAGUGGGAGUUCCCCCGAGAGCGGCUGCACCUGGGGAGAGUGCUCGGCUACGGCGCCUUCGGAAAGGUGGUGGAAGCCUCCGCUUUCGGCAUCCACAAGGGCAGCAGCUGUGACACCGUGGCCGUGAAAAUGCUGAAAGAGGGCGCCACAGCUAGCGAGCACCGCGCGCUGAUGUCGGAGCUCAAGAUCCUAAUUCACAUCGGUAACCACCUCAACGUGGUCAACCUCCUGGGGGCGUGCACCAAGCCCAAGGGCCCCCUCAUGGUGAUCGUGGAGUACUGCAAGUACGGCAACCUCUCCAACUUCCUGCGCGCCAAGCGGGAGACCUUCAGCCCCUAUGCAGAGAAGUCUCCCGAGCAGCGCGGACGCCUCCGCGCCAUGGUGGAGCUGGCCAGGCUGGAUCGGAGGCCAGGGAGCAGCGACAGGGUCCUCUUUGCUCGGUUCCCGAAGAACGAGGGCGGAGCGAGGCGGGCUUCUCCAGACCAAGACGCUGAGGACCUGUGGCUGAGCCCGCUGACCAUGGAAGAUCUUGUCUGCUACAGCUUCCAGGUGGCCAGAGGGAUGGAGUUCCUGGCUUCCCGAAAGUGCAUCCACAGAGACCUGGCUGCUCGGAACAUUCUGCUGUCAGAAAGCGACGUGGUGAAGAUCUGUGACUUUGGCCUUGCCCGGGACAUCUACAAAGACCCUGAUUACGUCCGCAAGGGCAGCGCCCGGCUGCCCCUGAAGUGGAUGGCCCCUGAAAGCAUCUUUGACAAGGUGUACACCACGCAGAGUGACGUGUGGUCCUUUGGGGUGCUGCUCUGGGAGAUCUUCUCUCUGGGGGCCUCCCCAUACCCUGGGGUGCAGAUCAAUGAGGAGUUCUGCCAGCGGCUGAGAGACGGCACGAGGAUGAGGGCCCCGGAGCUGGCCACUCCUGCCAUACGCCGCAUCAUGCUGAACUGCUGGUCUGGAGACCCCAAGGCGAGACCUGCGUUCUCGGAGCUGGUGGAGAUCCUGGGGGACCUGCUCCAGGGCGGGGGCCUGCAAGAGGAAGAGGUGGCCUGCAUGGCCCCACGUGGCUCUCAGAGCUCAGAAGAGGGCAGCUUCUCGCAGGUGUCCACCGUGGCCCUGCACAUCGCCCAGGCUGACGCUGAGGACAGCCCGCCAAGCCUGCAGUGCCACAGCCUGGCAGCCAGGUAUUACAACUGGGUGUCCUUUCCCGGGUGCCUGGCCAGAGGGACUCAGACCCGUGGUUCCUCCCGGAUGAAGACAUUUGAAGAAUUCCCCAUGACCCCAAUCACCUACAAGGCUUCUGUGGACAACCAGACGGACAGUGGGAUGGUGCUGGCCUCGGAGGAGUUUGAGCAGAUAGAGAGCAGGCAUAGACGAGAAAGCAGCUUCAGCUGUAAAGGACCUGACCAGAAUGUGGAUGUGACCAGGGCGCACCCUGACUCCCAGGGGAGGCGGCGGCGGCCUGACCGGGGGGCCCGCGGAGGCCAGGUGUUUUACAACAGCGAGUAUGGCGAGCUGUCCGAGCCAAGCGAGGAGGACCACUGCUCCCCAUCUGCCCGCGUGUCUUUCUUCAUAGACAACAGCUACUAAGCAGCAUCGGACGAGGCCCCCAGCGCUCGGGGGUUCAGGCCCAGCAGGGCGGGCAGAGGGCUGGACACCCAGGUUGGGAGCUCAUCUGGUUUAACUCUGGUGGCACAGGAGUGUCCCUCCCUCCCUGCAAGCUUCUCAGCUGGGAAGAGCAGAACUCCAGGCCCGAGACCCCUGCGAUUCUGUCACCACAACUGGCCAGGACCACGCUCCAGCUGCCCGGGCUCCUCCCGCUGAGAUUCAGAUGUCAUUUAGUUCAGCAUCCACAGGUGCUGGCCCCGGGGCCAGCCCUUCCAUGGGAAUGUCUCUGAUGACCUCUUUUCAUCACACUGGGUGGCGGCCUGGUCCCUGUUUUCCCGUGAGGAAUCUGGUCUGGGAGUCACAGUGAUGGAGGUCAAGGCAUACUGGAGCAGAGUCUCCUGAACACCGUCUCCUCCACAGGCACACAGCCGUUCUUCCCGCGGAGGCCGGCUGGCCUCACCUGCCCCUUCGCAGUCGAAGGGAGGGGGGCUGUGUUUCCAUCUCAAAGAAACAAGGGAGGAAUUUGCAGGGUCCCUUGCACCCUGGGGUGGCCGCCGGUAUGACAGACCGGUGACACAGGCAGCCUGCGCACCUGAGCCUGGGUGUCAAGAAUCAUUCUGCAGGUCUUUUUCAACAGCUUCGCAGACUGUGUAGCUGCUUUGAAGAAUUUGCUUUCCAAAUUCAGUGUGGAAGGCGCCCAGGGACAGUUACACUGAGUCUAGAUGACUCUGGCACCCGCCCCAGGUCAGGGCCAGCAAAGCAGUCAGCGCCUCUGGAGAAGGCCCCCCGCUCUCCCACCUGGCCGAGACUCGAAGGAGCCUGGAUCUGGAGCUGCCGGUCUGGUUCUUCCCUUUAGAGCCUGGAUCUGCCACCUGCGGCCCCUCCUAAGCCGUGAACCAGCUCAUGAGAGAUGAGCACCAUGGGAUCCACUCAGGAAGGCUCGGGGCUGGCAUGAAGGACCACCCAGCAUUGCCCUGUGCCACCCAGCACUCAGUGGACAUUCUGGGGCCCUGCCUUCGGCCUUUUCCUGGCCUGCGCCUGACAUCAGCACCCUGGCUGGUCAGAACGCCACCCUCCCAGAGGAGCAGCCAGAGAUCCUCUGAAGGCUGGAGCCAUUCUGCUCAGGACCCCUAUCCCAGCUCAGAGUGCCCAAACCCCUCACCAGGAGAAAGACCCACGUCCCCCGUUAGAACCACGGAGACUCACCACCACCCUGACUCCCCAAACCCACCCCACAAGAUGCUUGCAGGACAGGCUCCACGCAGCGAGCAGGGGCUCGAUCGGCUGACCCUCCCACCUCCCUUCCCUCCCCACCUCCCCUCCCCUUCCCACCUCCCCUUCCCUCCCCACCUCCCCCAGUGCAUGUUACUCCAGGAUACGUUGAAUUCAUGUAUAAGGUCAUCUUCAUUGUCCCUGGGACCUCCCCUUCCUCUGCACCUCCUCCAACGUGGGACUGGCCUGUCGGGCUUCCCUAAGAGGAGCCCGAGGCUGUUCUCUGCAGAGGACCAGCCCGCCCAGUGCGCACUUCUCCUGUCUUCUCACUGCCCACCCAGGCAUGUACCCGGAAGAAAACCAACUAUGCCUUUCUAGACCAUGUUCUCAGAAAAGAUUGAAAAUAUUUAACAAGAGAUAAUAAUAAAUCUGAUGCCAGUC
Molecule: messenger RNA, 5838 nt
Organism: Piliocolobus tephrosceles (Ugandan red Colobus)
Lineage: Eukaryota; Metazoa; Chordata; Mammalia; Primates; Cercopithecidae
Gene: FLT4
Product: fms related receptor tyrosine kinase 4
Exons: 30
Coding region: 79-4167 (1362 amino acids)
Biological process (GO): multicellular organism development; vascular endothelial growth factor receptor signaling pathway; protein phosphorylation
Cellular component (GO): plasma membrane; signaling receptor complex
Molecular function (GO): ATP binding; transmembrane receptor protein tyrosine kinase activity; growth factor binding
Source: RefSeq, a predicted model, not a curated record